AUGGUGUGGACCAUUUCAAAAUCACCUCAGCCGAGUCAGAUAUCAAGGUCACAAUUAAGAUCAACAAUUCAAGGAAGUCGUCUAGAACAGUCCAUGAAUCGUGCCUACGGCACUGCCGGCUGGCCACAACAACAAGAGCAACAACAAGAACAACUACAAGAGCAACAAGAACAACAAGAACAGCAUCUAUCAACCUCAUUUCCACCACCAAUAGUAAGAGAUGUCAGAGAAUCUAAAAGAAGAAAGAUGUUUGAUGAUAGAAUAGAAGAACAAAGACAAAUGAUACAGCAACAAUCAUCAACAUUAAUGCAACAAAAUGAAAGAGAAUUAUUUAGUAUUAAUAAAGUAUUAAGCAUGUCAAACCUUGAAUCUAAUAUGAAUCAUCUGUAUAGAGAACAAAUGGAGCAAGAAGAGCAGGCGAAAGCGAAUGCACAGAUAAUGUCAUCUUCACCUUCAUCAAACUAUGAUAUAGAUGAAGAAUGUCCAAAAAAAGAGAAAAAAGUAAAGGUUAAACCUCCCAAGUCAGAGGAUGAGAAUGUUUUGGAUGAAAAGAAAUCAAGGUUACCUUCGUCAGAAGAGAUAUACAAUAGAAUAAAAGUAAGAUAUACUACGAUUUAUUGUAAAUCACAAUUAAUUUACUUAAUUUGGUUAAUCACAAUAACAUGGGAAGCUUCAAUGAAUACAGAUGUCGAUGAUUUCACUAUUUUAUAUGAAGACAGAUUUAUUGGUUUGAUGGAAGUGGCGUUCUCUAAAUUUGAAUUGGGUGCUAUUCCUCUGCACCGUGUCAAAUCAUAUAAAUAUAAAAACAAUCUAAUUUGGGAUAGACCUUCAAGGUUCAUGAAUUUUCCAGCAGAGUUUGAUAAUGAUAAUUAA
This is a messenger RNA of Heterostelium album PN500, 873 nucleotides long. RefSeq names its product DUF504 domain-containing protein. Lineage: Eukaryota; Evosea; Eumycetozoa; Acytosteliales; Acytosteliaceae. The transcript is spliced from 5 exons. The record is from RefSeq and is a predicted model, not a curated record. Bases 1 to 873 code for a protein of 290 amino acids.